Molecule: messenger RNA, 1857 nt
Organism: Puccinia triticina
Lineage: Eukaryota; Fungi; Basidiomycota; Pucciniomycetes; Pucciniales; Pucciniaceae
Exons: 12
Coding region: 1-1857 (618 amino acids)
Biological process (GO): fatty acid catabolic process
Molecular function (GO): fatty acid amide hydrolase activity; amidase activity
Source: RefSeq, a predicted model, not a curated record
AUGAUCGCACUGCUCCUCCACCUGCUCAAGUUCUUCCCGGUCUCCUUCGACCCCCGAUCACUAUGGGACAAUGCGGCGAUUCUCAAGAGGCGGGAGCGACUCAACCGGCUCGUCGGCAUCCUCAACGACCCCAACGAGUUCUCAAACAACCUCAACGCCUUCGAGCUGACCAUCCUCAGCACGCCGGCCCAUGAGAUCGUCGCUCGCAUCGGCAGUCGCCGGCUGAAUUGGAACGCCAAGAACGUCCUCAAGGCGUUCAUCAAGGCUGCUAUUCACGCUCAUGUCGAAACUAACUGUCUCACAGAAAUCAUGUUCGAAGAUGCGCUGGAACGGGCAGAUCAACUGGAUAAGGAGUUUGCAGCCACCGGACGGCUGAGAGGAAGACUACAUGGCAUACCCGUGAGCUUGAAGGACCAGAUCAAUGUCGAAGGGUUUGACUCAACAAUUGGGUUUACGAAAUUCGUAAAUCAGCCCGCCGGGGAGAACGCCCCCGUGGUCGAUCGGCUGAUCGAGGAAGGAGCCAUCCCCUUUACCAAGACGAAUGUCCCCCAGUCACUAUUUUCAUUCGAAUGCUCCAACCCGAUAUUCGGAGCGACACACAACCCUUACAAGCGGGGCUUCACCUGCGGAGGUAGCUCGGGUGGCGAAGCGGCCUUGCUUGCGAGUGACGGAAGCUGCUUGGGUAUCGGCUCCGACAUAGGCGGAAGUCUGCGGAUCCCCGCUCACUACUGUGGGUGCUACAGUCUCAAGCCGUGUAGCGGGCGGAUCCCUCAACACGGGACAAGAAGAGCCAACGACGGAUACGCAGAAAUCGCAGGGGUGCUCGGGCCAAUGGCUCGAUGCUGGGAAGACCUCGUUCUGCUGAGCCAGGUCAUGCUCCACAGACCAGAUCCUACGACGGCCCGCAAAUUCGGAUUGAUUCCUCCCGACGACUUCCGAUACGAGAUCUUCGAUCCGUUGGUUGCUGAAAACACUCCGCCUUCGCUCAAGUUUGGCUUCUUCACAUCCAAUAACUUGAUCGAGACAAGCAGUCCUUGUCAGAGAGCCGUCAUUGAGACCGUUGAGGUCUUGAAGCUGACUGGGUAUGAUUGCGUGGAAAUAGAUGUCACUCGUUUAGACAUUCUGGAAGGAUUAGUCAUUUAUGUCGCACUGUCGAGUGCGGAUGGAUACCAGACGAUGCUCUCACAUGUGGGCAGCGACCACAUAGACUGGUCGAUGUUUCUAACAACGAUCGGGUGCAAGUUACCGAGCUGGCUCCGGUGGACGCUCUGUGGCGUGCUGAAGUAUUUCGUACGGAAUGAGAUGAUGGCCAGGUUGGUCGAAGCCAGUCGCGCCAAAAGCACCGGGGAGCUCCAGCAGUGGAGGGUUCGGAGAGACGCCUAUUGCCUCAAAGUCCGGAGUUAUCUAUGGGAAGAAUUGGAAUUGGACGGACUGAUUUGCCCCACUCAGGCUGUUCCUGCUAUCCCGAUGGGUUCCUCGUGGAACAAAUCUUUCAUGGCGGAAUCUACUCUGAUUUGGAAUUUGGUAGACUCGACAGUAGGCCAACUUCCUAUCACACGGGUGAACGUGCAGAAGGACCAAUCCCAGCGAGCCACGGAAACGGUGACGCGGGUCUCGCGCCGGCCAGCUGCGAUGGCCCAAGUGACGAAGCUCCUGCCGACGAUCGAGGAGAGCGAAGGCUUACCGGUCGGCAUCCAGCUCGUGUGCGGGAUGUGGGAGGAGGAGAAAACGUUGGCCUUGAUGGGCGUCAUCGAGAAGAGUUGGAACAACAGGCCUAACCAGAACGCUCCCCUCUCCCGUCCUGGGGACUUCAUUGCCGAGAAACAGAGAGUCGGGAUCGCUAAUUCCCGUUCAUGA